UGUCUCUCUCGUGCGGGCGGCCGACGUCCCGUGUAAGCGACCUCAUGUUCCAGUGUCGUAGUUUUUGUUGCUUCUCACCUGUCCCUCCUAGUCCUGGUCAUUUCAUCUCUUUCGAGUUUAUUCCAAACCAAUAGAUAGAAUUAUAUUGAACAGUAAAUACCUAUCAAUAACUGAAUAAUGAUUACACCGAGAAAAUUUUUCCUUUUAUUCACUUAUGUUGCCCCGCCUUUUACUGCUGAUACAGGUGUUUAGUCACUGCACAGAACAGAUUUGAUGUUAUCCGUUAUCUCCUAUUUUUCAGAUAUUAAAAUCAAAAUGUCUUGGCCUGUUGAAUCUGUGAGACUUUUUACCUCGCCACUAGAAGAUAUCUGUUCUAUUUUGCGUAAAGGCUUGGAAAAAAAUUUCAAAGAAGUGUCAGUGAGUGUUGAAGAGUGUCCUGAUCUUACCAAAGCUCCAUUCAACUUGCCGGCUGCUGGUCUCGCUGGAUCCACUCGCAUUGCUGACGUCGGGGGGCCACCUUAUUUAGUCCCUUUCGCUGACCUCAGCAAAAACUAUGACUUCAACGAGCUGGCGAAGCUCAUUGAUUUGCCUGAUAGUUUCAUAGUCGGCGCUGGAGGAGGGCCGCACGAAAUCGUCGGUAUGAACAGUGAGAUGAUGCCUAACUUGCGUACGGGCACCAACGCAGACAAUAAUUCGAAGGUUAGUAAGUUGUCUGGGGACGGACAUGAGCUUGUCUCCCUUGCCAAGGAUCAAGCAUGCUGUUCGUUGAUGGUAAACCUUUUUGCUUGCGAAGGAGCACCUGGAAAAGUUUUGAAGGUACGUGCUCGUCAACGAAUUGGUGAAGAAAACUUCGUGAGCUGCAUUAGAAAAGCGAUCACUGAAGGAUUUCCGAACAAAGUAGUUGGGCUUGGGGGCAUUUUUCGAAUGCUCUCAGGUGCAGCAAAAUGUCACAUCAUGCCGAAUUUUUCGAAAAUCGCUCUGAACAAUGACGAAGAAGUUUCGAACUGGCUCAAAUACUUUGAGAUGGCUGCACCUAUGAUAUUUUUUAGUGUGAUGGUGUCUUCUGAUCCGGGUUUGGACCUCAGGCUAGAGCAUUCUCAUGGAUACGGUGCAGAGUACGGAGGACAUUACCACUAUGACGUGACGCCCGACACCGUCGAGUACGAAGCAUACUACAACUUGGCUGAGGUGCUCUACCGAGUUGACAAGCCCCAGAACACCCACAAUAUCGGCAAAAAUUGAAAACUGUAAGAAAUUUAUUAUGUUCCAACUUUAUCGACUCAGCUUCAUUCAGAAAUAAUGUGAUGUAACGUGAAAUUUAUUUGAUUACUUUUAUUUUAAUAUAUGUACAUUUCUUUUCGAUCUUACGAUAUCAAUGAAUUACAUUUACUGGAUUAUUACCAAGCAUAAUCAUGCCAAUUUCCCUUACGAUCAUUACAUGGAGCACUAAAAUUAUCAUGAACUUUUCAAUAAGCCUUUAUCUAUUUUAUAGAGGGUUCUCGUGAACUAUGUCCCAUUACUGUAAUGGAGGUAUUAUGGAGCAUUAUCUGUCAGUGAGACUGUCACAAUGUGGUCUAUCUAUCGCGUAAUCUAUUUACUCCUCACUCUAUGUUUACCGGCUCAAUGUGAAAGCACCAUGCUAUUUCUGAAUCGUGGUAAUACCUCAAUAAUAUCUUUUUCACAUCGAAGGUAAACCAUUUGAUGUUUAAUUCUUUCUCACUUUAAUGCCGAUCGUUACAUUUCUUCAUUCAGUCAUUCCUGGAAGAAAAGCUAAAGUUAAAAAAAACGUGGGCUGAUGACUGAAUUUGCGAGUGUGAUAAGUGCUUUAUUAACGUAUUGUGAAAGCAUUUUGUUUUACAUCAGAGAUUGCUUAAAUAUAUUUCGUGGAACCAAAUAAAUUUGUUUCUAUUUAACCUUUAUUAAAUCGUACGCUC
Messenger RNA from Hyalella azteca, 1934 nucleotides. Its product is annotated as ester hydrolase C11orf54 homolog. The record is from RefSeq and is a predicted model, not a curated record. Gene Ontology annotation, cellular component: nucleus. NCBI's taxonomy places the organism in Eukaryota, Metazoa, Arthropoda, Malacostraca, Amphipoda, Hyalellidae. The transcript has a single exon. The coding region runs from base 274 to 1242 and encodes 322 amino acids. Gene Ontology annotation, molecular function: zinc ion binding; hydrolase activity, acting on ester bonds.